Molecule: messenger RNA, 2997 nt
Organism: Histoplasma capsulatum G186AR
Lineage: Eukaryota; Fungi; Ascomycota; Eurotiomycetes; Onygenales; Ajellomycetaceae
Product: serine/threonine phosphatase
Exons: 2
Coding region: 1-1953 (650 amino acids)
Biological process (GO): nucleotide catabolic process
Cellular component (GO): cytosol
Molecular function (GO): hydrolase activity
Source: RefSeq, a predicted model, not a curated record
AUGGAGUCACUAUUGCUCGCCCUCCUGGGCCUCUCCAUCUCCGUUCUAUCGGCGCAGCCCUCGUCUCCCAAACCCAUUCCGGCCCGCAUGCGGGAUCUCACGUUCGGCCAGCUGAAUUUUCUCCAUACAACUGAUACGCAUGGCUGGCUUGGUGGCCAUCUCCAGGAAGCUUCCUACGCCGCCGACUGGGGAGACUACAUCUCAUUCGCGGCUCGUAUUCGUACAAAAGUCGAAGCGGAAGGGGGGGAUUUACUCCUAAUAGACACAGGCGAUAGAGUAGACGGAAAUGGUCUCUACGACGGCUCGGAGCCAAAGGGGCUAUAUACCGCGGAGAUUUUCAAGCAGCAACGCAUUGACAUCAUAUGCUCUGGCAACCAUGAGCUGUAUCAAAAGAACACGUCCGUAAAUGAGUAUCUGACAACAGUCCCCAAUUUCAAAGGCAACUACAUCUCCUCGAAUAUCGAUAUAAUGGAUCCCCACUCGGGGGAGCGGGUCCCCUUGGCCGCACGCUUCAAGAAAUUCACGACACAGAAACUAGGUAUCCGUAUUGUGGCGUUUGGGUUUUUAUUCAAUUUCAAACAAAACUACAAUAAUACCUUUGUCCAACCUGUGGAGGAGACUGUCAAGGAAGAAUGGUUCCAGGACGCGAUUCGGGACAAGGAUGUCGACCUUUUCGUCGUUGUUGGACAUGUUGCUGUGGAAUCGAAUGAAUUCUUAACCAUCUACAAAGAGAUAAGGGGCAUGCAUUGGGACACCCCAAUCCAUUUUUUUGGAGGCCACUAUCAUAUCCGGGACUAUGUUAAGUACGACGAAAAGGCGUACGGACUCGCCAGUGGCAGGUUUAUGGAAACGAUCGGCUUCGCCUCCAUCAGCGGUUUGUCGACGGGAGACAAGCAGUCAUCGUCUGCAGCAGCCAACCCAUCAUUCACACGGAGAUACAUCGAUAAUAACCUCUGGUCCUUCAGCUACCAUACCGGUCUCAACACAACCACCUUCCCCACGGAACAUGGCAAGAAUGUCUCCAAAAUGAUCCAGAGUGCUCGGCGCGAACUGAAACUUGACCACAUACAUGGCUGCGCGCCGAAAGACCUGUGGAUGUCGCGCGUGCCGUAUCCCCACAACGCAAGUUUAUAUUCUUGGCUGGAGAAGAAGGUCCUGCCCGAUAGCUUCCGUGUGAAAACGCGCCCUAACAAGGCCGCUAUGGUUAUCAUAAACACAGGUGCUCUCCGCUUUGAUAUCUUCAAAGGGCCUUUCACGAAAGAUUCAGCAUACACUCUAUCACCGUUUCCAUCCGGCUUUCGCUAUGUUAAGGACGUGCCUUACGAAAAAGCGAAACUGGUCAUGGAAGUCCUGAAUCGACAGAUAAAAAUUCUCGCAGACAUGCCGAACUCGACUGUUUCUGCAUCGUCUUUCCUAUCCCCGCCCGAGCAGCAGAAGAUAUCUCUCAGUAGCUUCGUCAACGGCGAGAACGAUGGCCAUGGUCGAGGAGAAACCCAACUGUCUUCGCCGAACCAAAUCCCACUCAACUCCCCCAGUGGUGAUGACCGCGAUACAGAGGAUGAUCAAGGCAAAGAGCCAGCUCUGAUCAUCAUGCCGGGCUACACUACGGUAGACGACGCAGGCGACGAUGGUGACGACACGAUCCACUCCAAGAUAUCCUCCUACAAAGUACCAAACUGCCUGUCCGCCUUCGUUCCUGCAAACACUUCCACAUCCACAUCCAUGUCCUCGCCUUCGCCCAGGGACAUGAACUCCGACACUGCAGACCCAGAAGCCGUCGACGUUGUUUACCUCGAUUUCGUCGAGCCAUGGCUGGAUAUGGCGUUUAAAUUUGUGGGACACGAUGUUGAUAUGAAGGAGGAUACAGAGGUUAUUAUGGAGGAGGAGACCCUGGGGACUAUUGUUGUCCGGUGGGUAGAGGAGAAUUGGAAAUGUCAGGAGGGGAAGGUAUAGAGAGGGGGUAGCGGAGUCGGGAUGCUUUCUUGUGUUUUUGGGAAUUGGAAAUUAGUUACUAGUUAGAUAUUGUGUUUUCGGCUCUUUAUGUUUGGAUUCGGGAUUGUGCGGCUUUUUAUUGAGAUUCACGUUUUCUUUCCGGGGUUACUAUAGAGGGAAGGAGAUAUAAUUGCGUGUUGGAUUUAUGAUAUCGUGGAUGGAAUUUGAUAUAUCUCCGCCGUGUUUGGAUUGUUUAAUCGCAAUAUAGUUGCUAGACAGAUACAGGAUGCCAGGAUUUGCAAAACAGCGGGCUCAAUUGAAGAGAUAAUGAAGACCCAUACCAUAAAUAGACUCAAAUACAUUUUUUUCUUCCCGCUCUCUAGCUACAGUAAUGUACAAUAUGAUAAUAUAAAAUGAUUUUAUAGACACACCCAUACAAACACGACCCGAGAACCGAACACCGAAGUGUAGAGGACGCAAAACCAUCGCCUCACUUAAUCCCCUUCGUACACAAACACACUCUUCCCGCUUCUUCUCCCGCUCAACGUCCCCUGAGCCUCCGCCGCCAACUCUGCCGCCUCGGUCUCCCAGGUCCAUUUCUUCUCUUGGACGGGUAUAUCCUUGAACUUUCCCGCCCUCACCAACCUCAAAAUAUCAUUGACCGUCUCUGUCUUCAGCGCUGGAUUCUUAUCACUCCACUUCGACACCCAAAAACCAUCCAGGACCAGAUUCUUGAAAAUCAACAACCCCGACGGCAGCGUCAGGGGCUGCUUCGCCAUCGCUCCAUACGUGACCAUAUGCGACUCGGGCGCAAGCACCUUCAACAUCGCCGUCGCGCUGGGCCCGCCCACGCAAUUCAGCGCCAGGCGAAUGGGCUCCUUGCCCUGGCGCGUCCGUUCGUGCACGAUGUCGCGGAACGUCUUGGACGAGAGGAGCUGGGCCUCCGUCACGACCGCCGUCGCGCCCAGGGCCAGCAGAUCGUCCGUCAGCGCCGCCGUCUCCGCGGCCGAGUCCCGCUCGCGAAUGACGUUCAGCGUCUUGAUGCCCCAUUCGCGCCCGAGCUGG